GCGUAUUUGCUCAGAGCAGAAACGUUAUCGCCUCUCUCUCUCUCUCUCUCUCUCUCUCUCAGCUCAACACACAAACACAAACGCCGUUGCCAUUUCCUUGGACUCAGUCGCUCUUUGUGUCUCUGUUUCUGCCUGCCCUCUGUUGUUGGGUCUUCAGCAAUGGCUUUCUUGGCGGUUGCGGUGCUCAUCUUGGCCAUCUCCGGCCACUCCAGUGCGGCAUCAUGGUGUGUGUGCAAGUUCGGGCUGAGCGACACGGUCCUGCAGAAGGCGCUGGACUGGGCGUGCGGGAACGGCGCCGACUGCAACCCGAUCAGGCAGAACGGUGUUUGCUACCAGCCCGACUCCGUGAGGACCCACUGCUCCUACGCCGUCAACAGCUACUUCCAGAAAAAGGGCCAAACCACCGGCGCCUGCGACUUCGGCGGAGCUGCUGCGGUAUCUACGACCGAUCCCAGUGCUAAUGGCUGUUCCUACCCUUCUUCUGCUACUUCCAGCACCGGCACCGGUACCCCGACGACUCCUGCCACCGGUACCACAACUCCCCCGGGCACCACUACCAUGGCUCCCCCGGGCACCACCACCACGGCUCCCCCGGGCACCACCACACCGAUCACGACGACUCCAACCACCUCGGGCACUCCCUCCACCACCACCACUACCACAGGCACUACUCCCUACGGCGCAACCCCCACAGGAAUCCUAGGAGCUGGUGGUACUGGGGUCAGCCCCACCGGCAUGAACACCGACAUGAGCCAUGGGGGACUCCGCCUGCUCGGGGACAACUGCUUCCUCGCCGUCUCCUUCCUUGUUUUCUCGUCGGUCGUAGCCCUAAUGCAGCAGCACCUGUUGUACUGAGAAUCUUAGCAUAUGCAUAUGACUAAAUUAAACUAGUAGCUUCUGAUGAACCCUUUAGCGAGAGAGGGAGAGAGAGAGAGGUUACUAUAUUAGAGAUGGGCUGUGCUGAGACUACAAAUUUUUGUGCAUAUGUGUUUGGGUAAUGCUAUGCAUGUGAGUUUUCUUUGCCGUUC
Molecule: messenger RNA, 1028 nt
Organism: Punica granatum (pomegranate)
Lineage: Eukaryota; Viridiplantae; Streptophyta; Magnoliopsida; Myrtales; Lythraceae
Source: RefSeq, a predicted model, not a curated record